GUUUAUGAGCAGCCUGUGUCAGUGUACAGCCCCGCCUCUUACAAUACCGAGACAGACAGUAAGUCCAGCAGAAUGGUUGGAGGAGACAUCUGACGAAACUAAAGCAACUGAGACUGUCUCCGUGGUCUAGUGGAUAGAGCGACUGCCCAGACAGCAGAAGGUCUGUAGUCUGAUCCCCAGCCACAUCCUCGGCAUUAAGGAUCUAAGACAAGAACUGGUCGGCUUGGAAUGGCAGUGCACCGACAAUUGACAGACAACUUCUUGACGUGCAGCAUCUGCAUGGACGUCUUUGAUGUUCCCUGUACACUUGUGUGUUAUCACACAUUUUGUCGGAAAUGUGUCGUUAGCUAUACUAAAACCAGACCAGAAGCCAUCAGUGCCAAGUCUCUCCUCUGUCCAUUCUGUCGAAAGAUGACCAAAGUAGCCAACUCAAACAGGCCAGUUGAAGAGUGGGCACAGGAAGUGAAACCCAGUUUUUUGAUUCAGGGUCUCUUGGAUUCAUUUAAUCCCAAGACAAAAGAUACCCCGAAGUGCAUCCUAUGUAGUGAUGAAGGAGCGGCACCUCCAGCCACUGCUUGGUGUGCUGACUGUGACAUCAGUCUUUGUGAGGGAUGCCAGAAGGCUCACAGACGUAUUCCUGCCACUCGUCACCAUGACGUAUCUGACCUGUCCACAGAGGUCAAAAUCAACCAAAGACGCAAACCAUUCUGUAAGCAACAUCCAGAUCAAAGCAUGCAGUUCUACUGCAAAGAUUGUAAGAAACUGCAAUGUCAAUCCUGUUGCAUCCUGUAUCACAGAAAGUGUGAGGCAAUUCUACCGUUUGAAUCUGUUAUGCCAGAACUGAUCAGCUGUGUUACAGGAGUUAAGGAAAGACUAGCGUCUCAUUUACAAGCAACAGACAGUUUGCUAACAGAAUUAGAAACCAAACGGACUGAGGUAAUAAAGAACAGAGUCACCGUUCAGUGUCAGAUCCGAUCUACAAUCCAGACAGUCACAGAAGCCAUAAAGAAGAAGCAACGACAACUCUUGGACCAACUGGAUGACGCCACUGAGAAACAUAUCGAGCGACUGAAAACUGAAAUGAAGUCUGAAGAGAUGGCCAAGCAGAUGAUAAGUCAUCACUCUGUGAUGAUAGACAGAGCUCUGGAGUCUGGAAGUGAAAUGGACAUCUAUGAGAUAUACCUUUGGUGUGAGUCAGAGGAGUUUCCUACAGUAUAUGACCCAGAUUCAGAUAUAAAAUAUGAACUGAGGGAGAAAGUAUGUUUUAAGCAUGAUUGUGAAGAGAUGUGUAACAAUAUACACGAGGUAAGCUUUGGUGAAAUUGAUACCAUAUAUGAAGAUGUGUUUGAUUCUACAUCGACAUCAGUUCUGCACGACACAGUCGACACACAAACAGAAGAUGAGACAAGUUUACCUCAUGUUUAUGACGUGGCAGUGUUCAAUGAAGGCGGUACAGACACCAUAGUUGUAACUGAUAAUAACAACAAGUGCGUCAAAUCCUUCUACACACGCAAUACUCAACCCUGUCAGAGUAAGCUCUCUGUUCAGAGCCCCCCUCGGCGGAUUGCAAAACUUAAUGCCCAUCACAUGGCUGUGACCCUUCCCGAGACAAGGGAGAUAAUACUAAUUGAAGUGACCCCUGACCUUGUUCUCCAAUCAUACAUUUCAACGAGGAAGAAGUACUUUGGUCUGACGGCCCUGACACCGACUACCCUGGCAGCAGGAUCCGGGUCGCCUCCCUGUGUGGACAUCCUGGACAUGGCGGGGAAUGUGUUGAGGACGCUGAAUCGUGUCACAGAUGGGGGAACCCUUGUAUCAGAUCCUUUAUUCCUAUCUACCACCAGUCAAGGUUACAUCCUGGUGUCAUGCAGUCAUGCCCCAAGAAGUCAUGUGCUAUGUAUGACACCAAACGGAGAUGUUGUGUUUAAUUAUGUACCCACAGGACAACAUCGAGCAAUGAAUCCAUGCGGCAUCACUGGAACAAACACAGGCGACAUGCUUGUUGUUGACGACAUGUCAAACAAAGUGGUUCAUUUGAGUAGUUCAGGCACAUGGUUGAGAGACGUACUGACGUCAAGCGAUGGCAUCACUUUCCCUUAUGGUCUGUACUUUGAUAAGCGGAGGCGUCUGUAUGUCACCAACCGCCACUGUGUGAUGGUCUACAGGUUCAUAACACGCACCAAACCAAGAUGUACAUGAAGGUGAAUGAACGACUGAUGGUUUUGUAUAGAUCUCCCUUUGAAUAGUGUUUCAGUUAUAUAACGAGAUUGAGAAACACAACCAGUGUGAAGCCAAUGUAGGCGUGUUUACUCCUACUUCCGGGGUCCGAUGACUGACUGUGUUCGAUCCUGAUGAUGAGAUGAUGAUAGAUGCACAGGGGCGC
Haliotis rufescens (red abalone) is the source of this 2383-nucleotide messenger RNA. RefSeq names its product tripartite motif-containing protein 42-like. The record is from RefSeq and is a predicted model, not a curated record. NCBI's taxonomy places the organism in Eukaryota, Metazoa, Mollusca, Gastropoda, Lepetellida, Haliotidae. Gene Ontology annotation, molecular function: zinc ion binding. The transcript is spliced from 4 exons. Bases 229 to 2199 code for a protein of 656 amino acids.